AUGAGGGGUUUUGAGCUGAAAUUACAUGUGGCGAUUGUGGAUCUGGAUUUCGAUUUGAGGUUAGAUGUGAAGCUUCACGCGGGAAAGGUCUCCGCUGAGGGACAGCUGAAAAUUACAACAACCGAUGCCUUGGAGAAAGAUCUCGCUCAUGAUUCGAAGGAGACAGCAGAUGGUGAGGGAACAAAGACUGAUGAUAGCGAUUUCAAGGCUAAUUCGUUUCUUGAUGAGGGGAAUACUCUUAGGAUGCUGUUCGCGGAAGAAGACUCAGUCAUGGCUCCGCCGGAAAGUGAUAUCGCUCCAUCGCCGCAGAUUACUACUAAUCCUGAGAAGAUUCCAAGGAAUUGUCGUCUGGCUCUACCAAAAACGUUGUCCCAGACUCUUCUACCGGUCGAGAAUGAGGCGGACGAGACCGGCGGAGACUGUUUUGGCUACUGGUUUCAUUGA
This is a messenger RNA of Microthlaspi erraticum, 444 nucleotides long. The record is from the annotation of a GenBank genome assembly. NCBI's taxonomy places the organism in Eukaryota, Viridiplantae, Streptophyta, Magnoliopsida, Brassicales, Brassicaceae.